This is a messenger RNA of Zootoca vivipara (common lizard), 698 nucleotides long. RefSeq names its product lysozyme C, milk isozyme-like. Gene Ontology annotation, molecular function: lysozyme activity. Lineage: Eukaryota; Metazoa; Chordata; Lepidosauria; Squamata; Lacertidae. The record is from RefSeq and is a predicted model, not a curated record.
GCUGCAGAGAUGAAGGUUUUGGUCCUCACGCUCUUCUGCCUCCUCAUUUCAGUGAAGGAAGGCAAAGUGUUUGAGAAAUGUGAACUGGCUGCACUUCUGAAACAGCAUGGACUGGAUCAAUACCACGGCAUCAGCCUGGCCGACUGGAUCUGCACAGCUUACCAUGAAAGCAAAUACGAAAGUAGUGCUGUGGGGCCACCAAACACAGAUGGCAGUCAGGACUAUGGGGUUUUUCAAAUAAACAGCCGCUAUUGGUGUGACAAUCAACAGGGCGAAACAGCCAAUGGAUGCAGAAUCUCCUGCAGUGCUUUCACAGAUGACAACAUCACAGAUGACAUUGAGUGUGCUAAGACAGUCGUUCGUGACCCCCAAGGGAUGGAUGCCUGGGUUGCUUGGAAGAACCAUUGCAAAGGAAAGGAUCUCUCUGAGUGGACAAUUGGCUGCAGCCUUUGAGCUCCAUAGUCCUGUAUGAGAUGCAGCAUUUCUCUGGAUUUCCCCUUCAGUGAAAGUGAUCUCUACAAUCAAAAUCCAGCUGCUUGUUUCCAUACAAGCAUUUACAUACUGUAACUCCUAUGGUGCAGUAGAAUAGCUCUCUUUCUACAGGAAGGAGAGAGUGCAUUUUUAAAUAAAAAAAAAUGUGUCUGGAGGUCUUGCUUGGCAUUCUUGGCUUCUCUGCUUUAAGAACUUCAAUAAAUUGA